Messenger RNA from Triticum dicoccoides, 4088 nucleotides. Its product is annotated as putative disease resistance protein RGA3. Gene Ontology annotation, molecular function: ADP binding. NCBI's taxonomy places the organism in Eukaryota, Viridiplantae, Streptophyta, Magnoliopsida, Poales, Poaceae. The coding region runs from base 1 to 3708 and encodes 1235 amino acids. Gene Ontology annotation, biological process: defense response to other organism. The record is from RefSeq and is a predicted model, not a curated record. The transcript is spliced from 6 exons.
AUGGUGGAAGCUGUCAUCUGCACUCAGAGUUGGUUCGAAGAUUCAGGAUAUUUGGAGAAGAAUAGCGUUAAAUCUGUCUACAUGGGAAUGCCUGUCCUCGGGAGGUGCCAAUACAAAGCUGAAGUGGGCAGCAAGAGAGCUAGAGGCGAAAGCAAGAAGUCCUCCACUGUUGCUGUGGCCAGACCCUGGGUUGUCCCAGCACAGCAGGUCCGCCAGUCCAGUGAACGGGCAGUGCUGGGAGGACAGAGAAACAGGCCACUUGCUCGACAGCCUCAUCGUGGUGCUACUGUUGAAGGUGGUGUUGGCGUCGACGAGCGGCUGGGUGGCCGGAAGGUCUUCCUCGAGGCUUCCAAGAAGAUUCUUCGGAGAAAUCCACAGCAUUACAUGGCCACUGCUUGGGACGUUGCCUUUGUUGGUUGGUCCAUGAUCGUGUUGGGUUGGUUGGUGUCCCCCAUCAUCACCUUGCUCAUGCCCAAGAUCCUCUCAUACUUGGGGUUUGGGUUUGACACGUCCCAGAAGCUCCAAGAGCUGGAGUUCCACAUCAUCCCGGAGCUAGAGAACACGCUGCGAGCCAUAGAUCAAGAGAGGAUGCUGGAGAGAGGGAAGAAAGUAAAAGGCGAUGUGGCCUCACUGGACAAAAUUUCCGUCAUGCUAAGGCACGCCCGGGAGGAUGCGGAAGACAUAUUCGAUGAUGACCAGGAGAUCAAGUUGUAUCGCAACAGGUUUUGGCAUCGCCUGUACCGCGUAUUGGCCACAUGCAUCGGUCGCUGCAAAAGUAGCUGCGUCUGGAUUUCAUGCAUCGCCCAAAGUGGCUCAGCUCCGCUAUUGCAGUCGGCGCGGGAGUUCUCCUUGCGUAGGUCAGAGGAUGGACUUACCCAAGUGAUUGGCAUCGUCCGGAGCGGAUCAGCUCGGCUAUUGCAUUGGGCGCGGAAGAUAUCCUUGCCUGGGUCAGAGGAUGUACUUCCGGUGACUACCGGUGUUGCAGACUCGGAGGGACCAGCUCUGAUGGCUACAAAUGGUGCUGUCACAGACGAAUUAGUUUCACUGACUACCAGUUGUUCCUCGGUCUUAGUUGGACCGGAUCCACUGGCUACCAAUGCUGCCGCCUCAGAUGGAUUGACAGUUUCGGUGACUGCACCCUCAGAAUCCUCGGGAUGGCGGCUCUCUUUCUGGUGCAGCUCCUUCGAGUUCCUCAAGAAUUGUUGUAGGUCCAUAUUCUGCUGGUUAGUUCAUGCAAUUGAGGCCACCCACAAUUAUCGGGACUGGUCCUAUGACGUGGUUGGCAUCACAGGUUACAAGGAGAAUGCUAGCAUAUUAGAUUUUGUCCUUACUGCUAUCUCGAGAUGGAAAUUGAAGAAAAGAAUAGAGAAGUUAGGAAACACCGUCAGUGAAGUGAAGAAGUCUCCACUCUUGGGUGUGGCAAGCAACAACGCACCAGAUGAUAUUGCCAACAGGAACAGGAGCAGGAUUAGAACUGCUAGCAAGCGGAAGGUAUUUGGUCGAGAGUUGUUGCGUGAUUAUAUCAUGGCAAGGCUCCGUGAGACACCAAAGCGUGAUGCAGCAAGCUCGAGUGCUAAUCCAUGUUACUCAGUGAUAGGUAUAUAUGGUGUUGCAGGGUCAGGGAAGACUACAUUUGCAGGAUAUAUUCGAGAUUACAUAAAGGAGGAAUGCAGGGAGGAGAAACUUUUCGACACCAUCAUGUGCAUUCAUGUGACAGAAACUUUCAGUGUGGGCGAUAUAUUUCAUGAUAUGUUGAACGAUAUUACCGGAGAUCGACACUCCAGUAUUUCAGAUUGUGUGGAACUUGAAGACAAACUGAAGGAAGCAUUGCAUGACAAACGUUUCUUCUUGAUAUUGGAUGAUGUAUGGGUGAAGAACAAGAAUGACCAACAGCUGGAGGAGCUACUCUCUCCGCUAAAUGUGGGGAUGAAAGGAAGCAAAGUCCUGGUGACGGCUCGAACAAAAGAUACAAUGCUAUGUGCCGAUAGACCUAUUAAAAUGCCUGAUUUUGAAAAGGAACAUUACUUGAACAUGUUUAUGCAUUAUGCAUUGGAUGGUACAAGUUUUGCUCAUGAAGGAUUUAUCUCAGUUGGGAGAGAGAUUGCCAAAAAGCUACACCAAUCACCUAUUGCAGCAGUAACAGUUGCAGGAAGGCUUGGGGCAAACCCAAAUAUCAAUUUUUGGAAAAAUGUUGCAAAGCUUGACAUGUUGAAUGACACCAUGGAUGCUCUUUGGUGGAGCUAUCAGCAUCUUAAUCCGGACAUCAGGCGUUGCUUUGAAUUCUGCAAUAUUUUCCCCAGAAGAUUCAAAUUGGAAAAAGACCAAUUAGUCCGUCUGUGGAUAGCACAAGGGUUUGUAAAGACCAGUUGUGCAACAGAGGAGAUGGAAGAUGUAGCCGAGGGCUACAUUCAUGAGUUAGUGUCAUACUCAUUUCUGCAACGAGAAGGAACUAGUUCUAAUACUAAUUGCUUUACAAUUCAUGAUCUGCUGCAUGAUUUAGUAGACAAGGUCGCUGGAAGUGAUUUCUUCAUAAUCCAGAAUGAAAGGAGCCAGAGAGGAGAAGGAUGGAAAGGGGAUGUCCCUCGAGAUGUCCGCCAUCUAUUUGUUCAGAAUUAUGAUGCAGAAUUGAUUAGUAAGAAGAUCCUUGGAUUGGAAAAUUUACGCACUCUUAUCAUUGAUGUUGUUGAAAAGGAUGCACUGGUUGAGGGAAAAGUCAUUGAGAGUAUAUGCAAGAGGCUUCCAAAAUUGCGGGUACUAGCGGUUGCUUUCAGCGCGAAACAGUUUGGAAUCAAGGAACCCAAAAAGUUCUCGGUACCAAAAUCUAUUGCUCAGUUAAAGCACCUACGCUAUCUUGCUUUCAGGACAGACUACUCAUGCUCUGUAACUUUACCAAGCGCACUAACUAAACUUCACCAUAUACAGCUCCUAGAUUUUUACCAUGGCAAAAUGUUGGAAUUCCCCUUAGCUGACCUUGUCAACUUGCGACACAUGUUCUGCAGUGGAGACUCGAAAUUCCCUAACUUGGGCAGGCCGAUAUCACUCCAAACGCUACCAUGCUUGACAGUAAGCAAUGAACAGGGUUAUGAGAUAAGGCAGCUGAGGGACCUGAAAAAGCUUCGUAGACUGGUGAUCAGAGGCCUUGAAAAUGUUAAAAGCAAGGAGGAAGCUCUUGAAGCCAAUCUAGCUGCCAAGGAACGGCUCACAAAACUGACGUUGGAAUGGGGUGGGGGUACAAGGUGCAGUCCAGAAGUUGAAGCAGAGGUACUUGCGGGCCUGUGCCCUCCCGUGGGGCUUCAAAAACUUGAAAUACGAGGAUACAGAGGUUCAAGGUACCCAGAUUGGAUGGUGGGUAAGCAGAGCGGUGGCUCAGAGGGCCUGCGAAAUCUUUAUCUCGAAGGAUGCAGCCAACUGGGACCAGGUCCUCAAUUUGAGGCUUUCCCUCAUCUUCGUGUGCUCCAGAUUUGGUUCUGCAGCUGGGACUCCUUGCCAGGCAACAUGGAGCACCUGACGUUGCUCAAGAAACUGAAAAUCAUGGGAUGCGAGAAUAUCCGGUCUCUUCCAACACUGCCCGAGUCUAUUCAGGUUUUGCAUCUUGAAUUCUGCAACCAUGAGUUGAUGAAGUCUUGUAAAACAGCCGGACAUCCAAACUGGCAAAAGAUUAAGCACAUCCCGAGGAAAACAUUUUUGGUGAUCCAACAAAGGCAGUGAAGGACGUCUGAUGUUGUUGCAUCAGUCAGGAGAGGCUUUAGGCAUGGCAAGACAGUGAAGGACAUUUGAUCAAGUUGGUUGGAAUGCCCAGCGGAACUGCAGGUCCUGGUGCUUUCUCUUUUUCCAUCGACAGGAUGUGUUGCUGUUUCAUGAAUGUUGUCUCACGUUUCUCCUUCUUUACCUCAUUUGAAGUGGUGUAUGAUAUUAAAAACCUGCUUACUUUUCCACUUAGAUAGGCUGCUCUGCAUUUUAGAGGAUUCAACUGAUGUGAAUGCCCUGAAUGUGUAGUCCGUUUUCUCUCGUUUAGUUCUUCUUUUAGGAUUGUCUUUGUUUGGAAGUGAAGGACGCUGCAUGUUUCCAAUGCUGGCAUCUGGAAUUCA